ACUUAACCAUGGUUUGAACUCUUCUUGUGUUGUGGGAGAUCAGCUCUCUCUCUCUCUCUCUCUCUCUCUCUCAAACCCAGAUCUGCCUCUAGAUCUGAUUUCUCUAACCACAAGCAAUGCCGUUGCCGGAUUCUUUGACCCCCAUAUCCUUUCUACUGCUUCUUAGCCUUAUUUGCAUUCACGCUUCCGUCCAUAAUUACGCCGGACUCAAGUUCUCCAGAAAAGGAAAUGCAUAUGUAGUCCAUGGAGGAAGUGAAGGAAUCUAUUACUCUCAUCCUAACCUCAAUCAAUCCUCCGCCUCCUCCAAUGGCGAUGCCUAUAUUCGUUUUGAAAAGAUCAUAUUCCGAAGACCUCAGGAAGCUUCGAACUUCAGCACCGGGUUGAUUUAUGCCAUUCUUUUUGAGGUGGAUGACCGAGAGACUAUUGGUGGCUCUGCCUAUGGAGGCCAAAGAGCUAUCUGUUGCACCUCAGAUCUAGCGAAAUUGGGUGCAUGUAAGGAAGGGGAAGUUAUUCAUCGCCUAUCAGCAAUAAAUCCUGGUUGGCCUGAAGUGUUUGGUGUCUCAUUUGAUGUCAAUGAGGAAAUUUCCACUAUGCAACCGAGGUCUGUGCAGAUUACAAGAACCGGGAUGUAUAAUUUGUACUUCAUGCACUGUGAACCAAGACUUGGUGAUAUGGUUGUAGAGGGGAAAACUAUAUGGAAAAAUCCCAGCGGUUACCUGCCAGGUAGAAUGGCACCGCUUUUGAACUUCUAUGGGUUCAUGUCUCUUGCAUUUCUAGUUCUUGGAAUCUUCUGGUUCUCCCAGUAUGCAAGAUACUGGAAGGAGGUUCUUCAAUUGCAGAAUUGUAUAACAUUAGUUAUAACAUUGGGUAUGUUCGAGAUGGCAUUAUGGUAUUUUGAUUAUGCAGAAUUUAACGAGAGUGGGGUGCGACCAACGGGGAUUACCAUAUGGGCAGUAACCUUUGGCACUGUCAAACGCACUGUUUCACGCUUAAUCAUCCUUACUGUUUCUAUGGGAUAUGGUGUUGUAAGACCGACCCUGGGUGGUCUUACUUCAAAAGUUGUCAUGCUUGGAGGAACCUUUUUCCUUGCAUCUGAAGUGCUUGAACUGGUAGAGCAUGUUGGUGCUGUCAGUGAUCUUUCAGGAAAGGCAAUGUUAUUCUUGUCUCUCCCUGUGGCAGUCUUGGAUGCAUUCUUUGUACUAUGGAUAUUCACCUCCCUUUCUGCAACUCUGAAUAAACUCCAGGCUAAGCGAAUGAUGGCCAAACUAGAUAUAUACAGAAAAUUCACAAAUGCUUUGGCUGUUGCUGUUAUUGUGUCGGUGGGCUGGAUAUGCUAUGAGCUUUAUUUCAAGUCAACUGAUAUAUACAACGAACAAUGGCAAAAUGCUUGGAUCAUCCCUGCCUUCUGGCAAGUUUUGUCGUUUUCUCUUCUCUGUGUCAUCUGUGCUCUUUGGGCACCAUCUCAGAAUUCAAUGCGAUACGCGUAUUCAGAUGACGGAAGUGAAGAGUUUGACAAGGAGGAUAGUUUGACACUCAUAAAACCAUCUGCUGCUGUUUCAACAAAAGACGAGAAUGAACUAGGGUCGGUUCAGAUAGAGAGGGAGGAUGGAGAAGAAGAUAAAAGAGAGUAAGGGUGUAUUUUGGUUGCAUCUUUGUAUGCUUAAUUAAGUCCUAAAUUUGUUUUGUUAAAUUAUAUAGAGAGUUUAGACUCCUAGCUACUGCUACUGCUACUGUAUAUUUGAAAAGGAUUUUAAAAUAUUCCUUUUAAAUGAGAUGUGAAUGUUAUGUUGAUUGAAUACAAACCACUUGCUUUAUUUUUGUUG
Messenger RNA from Cynara cardunculus var. scolymus (artichoke), 1823 nucleotides. Its product is annotated as transmembrane protein 87A-like. Bases 117 to 1631 code for a protein of 504 amino acids. The transcript has 5 exons. Lineage: Eukaryota; Viridiplantae; Streptophyta; Magnoliopsida; Asterales; Asteraceae. Gene Ontology annotation, biological process: transport. Gene Ontology annotation, cellular component: membrane; Golgi apparatus. The record is from RefSeq and is a predicted model, not a curated record.